GCCUGGCAGCGCAUCAGUCGGAGAAGCUGCGCUAAUCCCUGGGAGGCCAGUGCGCAGGCGCGCCGCUCAGCGCAGGAGGGAUGCGGGGAUCCGGCUAAUGCUGCCUGUCUCUCCCAUCCUUGCAGCCUCCAGCGUUUUGUCUCCUCAGCCCCCGGGUACGGGCACCAUGCCAGGGGAAGCCGCCCAAGGGGAAGGGGCGCCGCACAAAGACGCCAGGGCGCUGCUGCAAGCUGAAGCAGGGUUAUCACCAUCUGCUUCCACUGCCUCAACUCCUAGUGGUGACUCCGCAACACCCAAAGUGUUAAGCCCGAUGCGAGAUUGUCUGCUACUGAGCCCGGAACGUGAUGCAGAAAGAGACCUGGAUCCCACAUAUCUACAAGGCAAGGAGGUAGACAGGCCUCAGCCUGAAGGGGCAAGCAGCGAAACACCUCCAGGGGGCUCCACAGCUAUUCAGCACCUGGCCUUCGAGGUGUCUAAAGAACCUGAAGAGCAUGAGACUAAAGAUAUUCUCAGAGAACGAAUCAGCACCAAGGUAGUAAAGCCGGACAUUCUCGAUACCAGAAUUGUGAUGGGUGAAGAGACUUCUUGUAACAGUGAGGAAACGGGCACUGUAAAUAAACUGCUUAGCCUUAUUAGUGAACGUGAACCUGUUUCGUCAGAUACUUUGGAAGAUGAGGUGAUCUCAUGUAAUCCAAAAGCGGAACUUUCUGGACAGAUUUUUGAGCAACUUGGCCUAAAACACAUUUUUGUGUCUGAUUCUUCUGAGGAAAUGCACUCGGAAUAUAAUGAGUCUAGAAAAGAUUAUGCUCUGAAGGAAAGUUUCUUUUCACAGGGUGAAGCAGUAACUGAUGUGCCUUCAUUAUUCCCAGAACCCACCAAAGAGUCACCCUGCAGUUUGGCCGAGUGUGAGAUGCAGUCUUCGCAAUGUAGGCAUGCAUACAAUUUAGAUUCAGACAGAUACACCACUGCUCCUUCCACUCCAAUAAAAACCCUCUAUUCACACCUCAAGCACCAUCCAUGUUCAAAAGACAGCCUUGGAGAUGACCACAAUGACCCAGAGAAUGACAGUUUGUGCUCUCCUCCAACGUCCCCCUCUGGAUCUUAUAUUACUGCUGAAGGUAGCAGCUGGGCUUCUUCAGCUGCGUCUGGUUCCCCAUCAUGUUCUCCAAAUUUGAUGGCUGAGGGAGAAACAAUGGAAACUUCCACUGCUUAUGCUGACCCAUCAACUGCACAUGAGGAAGGUAUUUGUGAAGAUCCAUGCUGUAUGUCUCCUGACAUACUAGAAGAAGAAGAUAUCCCAGAAUUCUAUGAUGAUAAUUUAGAAGCUGAAGACAUGUAUCCUGCCAACGAAGAGGUCAGUAAUGGCGAUCAAAGUGAUGUUCAAUGCAGUGAAGAAGACGAGGAAGAUGAAGAUGAAUGGGAAACUGAUUUUGCUCCAUCUUUUACCAGUAUUCCACUGUGUACAGAGUAUGUUAACACAGUUGCUUCAGAAUCUUUCUCACCAACGUCUUAUGAACAUGACCAGGAACCACUGUCAGUGGAAAGCUGCUCUUCAGAAACUCAUGAAUCCCUACAGGCAUCGAACACAGAUGAACUGCAUUCUGAGAUAUCAGGUGUCAUCCCACAGUGUGUUGAAAAUGAGCACAUGAUUCCUGCUUUCAUGCUACCAUUUCAUGGAAGUUUAAUAUUUGCUGCAGACUCAAUGGAAAUCACCUUGUUCCCUCAAGGAGAGUCAGCAGAGAGUGAGGUAUUGUAUGGAGAAGAGGAUGAUGACAGUACAUCUGCCUCCUUUCUUCAUUCAUUGUCAGAGACAUCUAUAAAUGAAGGGGUAGAUGAAUCCUUUGCUUAUCAAGAUGACACAUCAGAGUCCUCAGAUUCUGCAUCUUAUGAUGGAGAAGAGGAUGAGAAACGUUACAGCACAGAAGAGUAUGCUGUGGCAAGUGAUUCUGCCUCCCAAACGGCAGAGGGUCAUAUAGAGACCAAAAACAACUCUUCAGAUUCUAGCUGUGAGAGUGAGAUGGAGACAUCUUCUGACCUGACUGAUAAUGAUGGUGAAGGUGGAGUUCUUGGACUUGCCUUGGAAACUGAAGAUGUUCAAAGAGGAAAAGAACACAUGGUUAAAUCCAGAUUUGAGACUGCUAAUGAAGUUUCAAAUAGCAGUGAAGAAAAAGAAACAGAUUCACAGUCAGACUCAAAAGAAGCCCCUGAGGAAGGUGCAAGUGAGACUAAAGACUCAGAUACAAGCAACGUUAAUGAGCACAUUUCUGGCUCUCACAUUAGUAGCUCUGUCCCUGAAUCUCAGUUUAUAAGUGCUACACAGCAAGAAGAAGAGAAGGAACUGAGGUCAUGGUCUGAAAGCCCAAUAGGACAACAGUCUUCAUCAUCAUUGGGAACAGAUGUCCCAAAUGCUGGAAUUGAUAAUGUUGGUGAAUGCCUGAUCGCAUGUUUUGAUACUGAUGAAGAGCUGGAUUCUUUACCCCCUCUCAACACAGUGGCACAGAGUAUUAGGGAACACAGUCAGCAGCAUGAGCAAAGUGGAAGACAGUCUUCACUGGCUAUUAAUGUGACUGAAGAUGCAUAUCUGUUCGCAGCUGAGGAUGAAGAUGGUGGAUCAUUUGAUAAAGGUGAAUUACAAAGUAAUGUGGAUGUGGCAGAUGCCUCCAAGACAGAAGCUACUUCAGUAUCUUGUAUUCUGGAGACAAAUGACACAGGAAACCAAGACAGGGCCUUUUCAAAGGUAGAAAAAGCUUCUGAGCCAGAAAAUAUCUUGCCUCAAAAUGCCCAAAAGAGCAGAGCAGAGGAACUGACUGAAGAAGAGUGUUUAUUUGCCUGCUAUGACUCUGGAGAUGAUCAAGAAGAUGUCAGUUCUCUUGACCGGCAGGCUAUACUUGCUCAGAUAUACAGACAGCAAACAGAAGUUGAAGUCAAUUUUAUCAUUAACCAAACACCCUGUGUCUCAGAUUCUAUCAUGUCUGCAGGUUUUGUGGAAGAUACAAUGGCAGGAAAAUCCUACCAAGACCCCAAAGAGUUAUUGGCAGAGCCAACUUCACUGGGUUAUAGUCAUGGCCUUUAUAAUUCUCAAUCAGAAUCAGAUAUGAAAAUGGACAUUCAAGCUUCUCCUAUAGGUUUGCCCUGUGAGCUGACAGAGGAACAAAUAAAAUCCACAUCUGGGACUGAUGAUAACAUUACAUUACAAAGCAAGCCUACAUUCCCCAGUCACUCUCAGUCAGAGGAAAGCAGACCAGACAUGAAAGGAAAUAUUGAGGUUUCCAGUGAAGAACAAAAAGCAGACUCUGAAGGUAUACAGUCAACAUCUACUGAGAAAGGUCCAACUAAAUUAGAGGUUGAGCCAUUAGAUUCAACAACUAUGUCAACAGAGCUCUGUGUAAGUAAUGUAAUAUCUCCAAAUAAAAUGGACAAAUGUCCUUAUGCUUCUAAGACCGAAGAGUGUGGCAAAUGUUCUGACCAACAUUCUGAGGUCUGUCUAAUUACCAGCUCCUUACAUCAGCAGAAUAUAUGCAAUGAGAGAAAGGUACAAUCUGAAAACAGGAGUCAAGCAGAACAUAGAGCUGCGAUUGUGGGUGUUGAACAGCAUGUCUCCAAGAAACCCCCAGAUCGAGAGUAUGCUGAAAAAGCUAUACCAGUGCAUAGUGGUACUGAUAGCUCAGUACUUAUUCAGGAUGAUAAUGUACCCACUUCACAAGUACCUCACAAACACCUUACUAGUACCUCACACGUAGGCAAUGAAGUCUUACCUAUAUCUAAUACUCAUUUGGAUUACAAAAAAGAAGAGGGUGAUAAAGAUACACAAAAGACUUGUUCCCUGGCCAGUCAGCCUUCAUGUAGGGAAGUAAGGGGUAACAUGGAAAUGAAUAAAGAGGAUGGUCCUGAAGAACUGCCAGAUAUAAAGUUGGCUUCAGAGGAUUGUGCUAGGAGUACAAGAGACACAAGCAGGACACUAGAAGAUGAGAGUGUGUAUAAUCAACAGGGUGAAGAAGAUGCUGAUAACACUCACUCGUUCACAAGUAGUAAUGCUUUACAGUUGGAAGAUACUCAUGAUAAUCCAGUAGAUACCUAUGUUAAUGUUUCUAAAGGGUCAGAGGAACAGAGAACAAAGGAAGAAGACAGUUUAGGGUUAAUGGUUGCAGAUCAAACCCAGGAGGUAGACAAAAAAGUCUCUGUAUCCUGUACCAGAGAUUCUCAAAAGUGUUCAGGUGACUUCUUGGAGACAGCCGAAAAACUAGGAACAAAGCAAACAGAGCUGUUUAAUGACAUCCAAGAAAUGGCACAAUUACUGCAAGGGUCCUUUGGCAAACUGAACCCUCUGGAUCUCAGUGUUAGGUCUGCCAGUACUGAAAAAAAUAUUCCAAAACCUAGAAUCAGCUCUAAAGAAAUGGAUGCAAAUGGCAAGUUAAUGUCUGAGAUACCAGUAGUCGAGCAGAGUCAGGGAGGAAAAUGGCAGCCUUCAAAGGCAGUCCGUGUUUGUUCACAAGAAGGGGGAUCUGAGGUGCAGAAGAACAAAUGUCCAUUGAGUGAGGAGGAUAGCCUUGAGAUGGCUUUAGCUGGUCCCACUAGUUCACAGAAUACUUAUCUUCUUCCAUCUAAUGGAGGUGAGGCAUGGAAGGGUAAACGAGACAAUGAUGACGAUCAAAGUACGUCAGUUGAAAACAUGUCUUUGGAAUUUAAAGACAAACCUGCCCAGUCCUGUGUAUCGAGAAGCAACAAGGGCCCAAGUUAUGGAUCAACGGAGGAAGUGAAAUCCACUUUCCUUAGUAGGACACAAGACGAGAAGGUUCGUUGUGAGAUGCCGCACCCUGUUAGGUUGGUGGACUCUGAGCAUAAGUAUCAUCAUGGGAGCCCCAAGACUGAGUCUCUUACCCACAAUCCUUCAAACAAUAGUAAGCUUGCUGAGUAUAUCUGCUUUAGUAAAGUGCCUCCACCAAUCUGCUCUAUGCCUGACUACAUCGCCCAGGAGAAGAAGAAAGCUGAACAGAUGGCAUCUUCCAUGGACACCGCAAGGGAACCUGAAAAAUUGUCCUCUGGAAAGGAUCACAACAAACCCUUAUCAGCUUUCCCUCAACCCAGUUGCAAGCCCACCGAUAUGAUUACCAAUAAGUGUCACGGAGGUAACUUUGAAGAGCCUGUGGGGAAGAAAAGCCUUCUCACUUUUCAUCCAUCUGAUCCCAGCUCUUCUAGCGAGAGCGAGCUGACUUCCUGCGGGCCGGAGAUGCACUCGCUCAGGGAAACGUCGGCAGUGACUCUCCUUGGGAUCACCAAGCCAGGCCCCAGGCAGAGGGGCUGUGAGUCGCUUAGUCACAGAGGUUCCUGCAAUGACACGGAGAGUAACGAUGAAUCUCUUCCGGAACUUGAGGAGCCAGAUGUAACAGAGCCACGGACUUCAUCCAGUCAGAACCAGCUGGCUCACUGUGUGGCCCCGGGGGAGGAAUCGAUCAGUAAAGCCAAGCAGAGCCGCAGUGAGAAGAAAGCCAGGAAGGCCAUGUCCAAGCUGGGCCUCCGGCAGAUACACGGGGUCACGCGCAUCACCAUCAGGAAGUCCAAGAACAUUCUUUUUGUCAUCACGAAGCCCGACGUGUUCAAGAGUCCCGCGUCCGACAUCUACAUUGUGUUUGGGGAAGCCAAGAUCGAAGACUUAUCCCAGCAAGUGCACAAGGCAGCGGCUGAGAAGUUUAAAGUCCCCAUGGAACACUCCCCCCUUAUCACGGAGACCACGCCCACCCUGACAAUAAAAGAGGAGAGCGAGGAAGAAGAGGAGGUGGAUGAGACCGGCUUGGAGGUGCGAGAUAUUGAACUGGUGAUGGCGCAGGCCAACGUAUCACGCGCCAAGGCCGUACGGGCGCUCAGGCACAACAACAACGACAUUGUAAAUGCCAUCAUGGAACUGACCAUGUAGCAGUCAGCGUGGCCGCAAGAGCUCGUGCCCUCCAGCUCCUCACUGUAUAGUCGCACAGUUACCCAUAAACUCCGGCUCCAUGUUAGACCUGCAUUUAUUCCUACUAGGCUGCACCUACAGCGCUGCGCAAUAAAACUGCCUGAUAAUCCCAA
This is a messenger RNA of Xenopus tropicalis (tropical clawed frog), 6063 nucleotides long. The record is from RefSeq and is a predicted model, not a curated record. NCBI's taxonomy places the organism in Eukaryota, Metazoa, Chordata, Amphibia, Anura, Pipidae.